GUGUAUCCAGCCAUUAAUUGAAACCCACCUCUCCCUUCAAGUAAUAAAAUCACAAUUUGAUUUUGAUCUCUCUCUCUCUCUCUCAAGCCUCUCUCCCCUUCUGCCAUGACAAGGUCCUCCCUUUAACUGCAAGUGAUCGGCUCCUCUGUCCUCUCCCCUCCCCCUCUUUCUGUCUCCCUGCGAAAAUUCGCAGAGAAAACAGAGUUUUUUUUAAGGCCAUAUAUAUACCAUGAGAUUUCACCUGGGUUUGGGCUCGAAGGCCAAAAGGUUCUUCCUUUCUUCGUCUCCCAAGGAGAAGACCGUCAGCGGAGAGAACCCAGUUGGAGAGUUUGGAUUUAAGGGGAAUCCGGCUGUAGAUUCUGGAUUUAGGUACUCGGGUUUCGGUAGUAAAGAUGAAAUCUUCUUCGAUUCCAAGGCAUGGUUAGAUUCAGACUGUGAAGAUGACUUCUUCAGUGUGAAUGGAGAUCUUACGCCUUCAAGAGGUAGCACUCCAAAGCAUUACUUUAGUACUCCAGGGACUCCUCAAGCAAACAAAUCCCUACAUCUCCCAACAUUUCCAGACCCAAAAUCUGAGCCUUCACCAACUGCUGGCAAGAAGAAACUCUUUGACCUUCUCCAAGAGACCGUCCAAGAUGAAAAAAACAAGCAAAAUGCUGAAACAAAUGGAAAGGCAAAUGGUUAUAAACUCUCUAAUAACCAACCUUCAAGGUCAUUUGAGUCAAGUCCCUAUAACUCUGGAACUAACUCGGUUUGGAGCAGUGAAGUGACUCCGAGCAGAGAUUCAAGUUUCAGGAAAGAAAGAACCAGGAGGCCAAAAAGCUGUUGCUUCCCGGGCUUAGUGCCAGGUUGUGGUCUCAUUGAUAGGAGGAAGCAGAAG
Asparagus officinalis (garden asparagus) is the source of this 877-nucleotide messenger RNA. RefSeq lists its product as uncharacterized. The annotation marks the transcript as partial. Lineage: Eukaryota; Viridiplantae; Streptophyta; Magnoliopsida; Asparagales; Asparagaceae. The record is from RefSeq and is a predicted model, not a curated record. The transcript has 3 exons.